GGUUGGGCACAUGCUUGAUCCGUAUGGCAUUUAGAGCAACUCCAGUAAAUAAUGGUAAAUACGUGGUAAAUAUGGAUGCACGUGAUGCACGAGAAGCGGGGUGAGAAUUUAAAAGAAAUUUUUGAUCAGUGUGGGCUGUGACGUUUCUAAACGUCAUUGGCAUGAACUGUCACUUAAUUUGUUUCGGUCUGCGUUUUUGAAAAAGAUCCGGAUGGGGCAAAAAGUAAUCCGAAAUUUAGCAAGGACUGGAGCCGGGAGCUGAGAAAUUCGGUGCUGUGUGCAAACGAACCCCCCAAGCAAGACUAAAGGCUAUACAUUUUUUUUCCUUCGAAAAAUGGAAUAGAAAGCCACGCAUUCCGCCGCAAACUUUUAACUUUGACACUUGCUCAAGUGAAGUAUUUAAUCAAGAAUGACCGAGAUCUUGACCGAGAUGCAGCCUUGCGGCCAGUUGGUUGGCCAUUCCUGCUGUCUCACUCAGAUCGCGAACGACUCCAAGUACACGGACAUUGUCCUGUCCUUUUCGAACGACAUGACCCAGAUCUUGUGGAAGCUAACCCGGGACGACGCCAACUACGACAUCCCGCAGAAGCGUCUGACUUUAGACGGCAACAACGCCAUGUCCGAUUCCUGGGACAAGACCUUCCGGCUGUGGGGGUUGGCCGCUGUCGGGUCGACCGCAGCUCCGGAAAAAAAGCUAAGGAGGCAAGGUUGUCAUAUUUAUUUGUAGGUUGUUCAUAUUUAACAAUACAAAAAAUAAAGCUUAAACCACAAAAACUAAUAAAAUCCAAGGCGACUUCAAUGUUCGUCUCUCGUCGAAAUCCAAGAUAAGGAGUGAGGAGACCAAAUAAGGUCAAAUAAGUUUAAAACAUGCAUAUGCAACAGCUAGAUGCGUCUGCAGCGUAGACGCGUGCAGGAAGUAAUCGCCGGCGCCUUUUCCUUGGCCAGUUCGAACGCGUCCCGGACGAGCUUGGCACCGUCUCCGGUGGACAUCUGCACCAGCUGUGGCCCGGCCAGCUUCAGGAAGGUCGACUUUGUUUACGUCACACACGUACGAGUCAACAGCGUGCAGCACUCCCUUCGGCGGAUGAAUUCCCAGGUUCUUGAACUUGUCCUUGCGCGGCAUCGACAGCACGACGGUCCAGCCUGCCAAUGUCCGAGUACUGCUCGGUGGGCCGUUCGCCCACCUCCAUCGACUUGACGCGCGCGUCGUACUCGGCCGGAAGUGUCUCCAGGAUGAGGUACGAGUCCAGUUCACGCCCACCAAAUCGCCCGGCUUGAGCUUCUCUGGAUCAACCAAUCCAAUUACGGGAAAAAAGUACGUCAGCCGUGUCGAUGUCUUAAUGACGGUGCGUUUGCCAUUCCGCUAUGAAUCCAGCACCACCACCACCCCGUCGUCCUCCGUCUCCUGCGGGUCCACGUACAGCAGCUCGAUCGACUUGUCCUCCAGGGUUGCCGCCAUCUCGCUUGCUGGUGCCUUACUGAGUCCGGAACACGCACUAAAUUCAACACAAAACAAUGGAAAAAUCGGAUUUACUACGACGAACUUGACGACGAAGCUGCUGCCUCUGGAAAUUGCCAGAUGAUAACAGAACGCCAGCGAAUCUCCCGGCCGGGA
Molecule: messenger RNA, 1615 nt
Organism: Culex pipiens pallens (northern house mosquito)
Lineage: Eukaryota; Metazoa; Arthropoda; Insecta; Diptera; Culicidae
Product: guanine nucleotide-binding protein subunit beta-like protein
Exons: 1
Coding region: 410-727 (105 amino acids)
Molecular function (GO): protein binding
Source: RefSeq, a predicted model, not a curated record